Messenger RNA from Diaporthe amygdali, 528 nucleotides. RefSeq lists its product as uncharacterized. The record is from RefSeq and is a predicted model, not a curated record. Lineage: Eukaryota; Fungi; Ascomycota; Sordariomycetes; Diaporthales; Diaporthaceae. The transcript is spliced from 3 exons. The coding region runs from base 1 to 528 and encodes 175 amino acids.
AUGCCUUCCCACUCAUCCCACUCGUCCUCGCGCCGCUCCCACGCCAGCAGCUCCUCAGGCAAGAACGAUGUCUAUCUCGGCAACGGCGCCGGUGGCAGCUCAUCUCACCGGUCCAAGUACGUCCAGGAGAAGAAGUGGUUCUGCGCGUGGUGCCACUUUGGGCCCUUGGACUGGACCUACGAUACCCACUGCCUUGAGUGUGGACGCGCCCGCGACCAGUACUGCCGCAUCGAGUACCGCUCGCGAAAGACGACAGCUGGUGGAUCUCUCUUCUGCAGCAUGGAGGCUCAUAGGGAGAGUCCCUUGGAAAACGCGAUGGCCUUCCUAGGAUGGCUGCUGGUGUUCACAUCCCGUGAGCAAUCAUCUCCUUCCUCGGCACGGCAUCCUUCCAUCCGACUCUCCUCGCCCAACCUCCGCGACAUCAUCUACAACCGGCUUCCUGCCGAUGGGAAAAGAAAGAGCAUGGCGUUGGGAGUCGGACACAAAUUGAUACCCAUUUACAGGCGUUGGAUUCUUGUUUUCAAUUAA